This is a messenger RNA of Brassica rapa (field mustard), 492 nucleotides long. RefSeq lists its product as uncharacterized. The record is from RefSeq and is a predicted model, not a curated record. NCBI's taxonomy places the organism in Eukaryota, Viridiplantae, Streptophyta, Magnoliopsida, Brassicales, Brassicaceae.
AUGGCCUCAGAAGUUGAUGAUCAAUACGAAUGGAGGAUUAAUGGUCAGAAUGGGUCAGGGAUUUUCUCUACUAGUGAGACGUGGAGAGCCCUAUUUCCCUGCACGUUGGAGGUGUACUGGCACGAUGUGCAAGAGAUAGGAUGGCAGCACUUAUUUUUUGACUGCGAGUUCAGUGAGAGAGUAUGGUCGUUUUUCACAACGAGACUCCACCUUAGCUCACCUCGGGUGUUUGAGGAUAGGUUGAGAUGGCUGAAGGUUCCGACAAGAGACAUGAAUGUGAAGUUGAUUGUGAGGUUGAUAUAUCAAGCUUGCGUGUAUUUGAUUUGGAAAGAGAGAAACUCCAGAGUACAUACUGAUACAGCGAGGCCUCCUGAAGCUAUCAUUUCAGAGAUUAAGCAAACGAUUCGGUUGAGGUUGGAUCCUUUAGCUCGUGCACAAGUUCUGGGAAUAGGAGAGAGUUCAGUUCUUGCGGUUUGGCUCUCGAUUUUUUAA